Messenger RNA from Nothoprocta perdicaria, 1506 nucleotides. It is a transcript of the gene CFAP36, whose product is annotated as cilia and flagella associated protein 36. The record is from RefSeq and is a predicted model, not a curated record. The coding region runs from base 43 to 1116 and encodes 357 amino acids. Gene Ontology annotation, cellular component: ciliary base; axoneme. NCBI's taxonomy places the organism in Eukaryota, Metazoa, Chordata, Aves, Tinamiformes, Tinamidae. The transcript is spliced from 10 exons.
AGCCGCCGCGGCCGGGCCUCCCGCCGCGCUCGGCCGCUGCCCAUGGCGGCCGAGGAGGAGGGCGACGUGGACUGGGUGGUGGACAGCAUCGCCGGCUUCCUGCGGGGGCCCGCCUGGUCCAUCCCCAUCCUGGAGUUCAUGGAGCAGAAGUGCGAGGUUUUUGAUGAUGAAGAAGAGAGCAAGUUGUCGUACACAGAAAUUUAUCAGGAGUACCAAGCUUUGGUUGAAAAAUUACUAGAAGGUUAUCUUAAAGAAGUUGGAAUCAAUGAAGAGAAAUUUCAAGAAGCUUUUUCAUCUCCUCUUGCAAAGACACACACUUCACAGGCCAUUUUGCAAACAGUGUUGGCAGCAGAAGAUUUCAGAUUAUUUAAAGAAAUGAUGGUACAGAAAAAUAUUGAAAUGCAAUUGCAAGCUAUUAGAAUCAUUAAAGAAAGAAAUGGUGUGUUGCCUGACUGUUUGACGGAUGGUUCUGAUGUAUUCAGUGAAAUUGAACAAGAAGAAAUGAAAAUCCUCAGGGAAGUCCUAAGGAAGUCUAAGGAAGAAUAUGAAUUAGARCAAGAAAGGAAAAGGACCAAAGAGGCACAUGAUAAAUUUAAACCAGAUGUUACAAACAGUUUUCCAGGAGAUACCAGAGAAGCUGUAAAAGUUAAAGAGUCCACUGAGGGAGCUGUUGCUUUUGAAGGAACUCUACAGUUUUCAUUAGAGGAAUCACAGAGACCUGCAAGGAGAGAAUUAAAACCAGUGCAGCCGUUACCAAAAGGAACAGAGAGCGCGUCUCAACCUUCCUGUACCAAAGUGAAAGACGACCCCAAGAAAAGGGCAGCUGGAAAACAUUCUGAAAACGCAGCACAAGAUGCAGGGAUGAAAGGACCUAAUUUAUCGGAACUCGAAGAACAGCAGCUGAGGCAACGAGAGGACUACUUAAAGAAGAAGAGAGAUAUGCUGAUGGCUACGAAGAAGGAGUCGAGAACAAAUGUACUGUUACCAGCAACUACUGACCGGAAAGAGGAGGAAUCAUCCCCGAAAGAGACAAUGUCAGAAGAGAAACAAAGACUACUACAGAAGAGGAAGAUGCUGGCAGAAAAACUGAAAGAAGARGUUAUUAACAAGCGGUGAAUUUAAGAAGGUCGCUAACUGCAGAAUGUAACAACAUGAGUAGUUUCUAGAAUAAAUUAUCUAACAAUAAGCGGAUGGAUUUGCUUUCAGAUAUAAUCACACUUAAUUUUUUAGAGCUUUCACAUAAAUAAUUAUUCUCUUUGAAUAUUUSGAAUUACAUUGAAAUACACUUAAAGCACACAUACUUCCCAGAAUGCUGUGGACUUGCAGACUUCUGCUGGAAUGUGCUCGGAAGGGAGGCCAUAGAACAUCACCUCAGCACGCCAGUUCUGUCAACUGCUGACCUCAGCCGUACCAUAAGUAGAACAAAAAUCAUAUACUGAUUAAUUACCAUUAAAAAUAAUUAUUAAAAUCAUACCUAGGAAUGUAAAUGAUUUUGAAUGAUGCUUC